CUCCAGCUGGAUCGGAUGAGAAGACAAAAAGCAAGAGGCGGAGGGAGAAAAGGAACUGGAGGAAGAAGAAGCUCAAGUCAUCUGACACCACAAACGAUUUAAUGUCUGAGCUUCCAUUUGCUCUGACCAGCCCCACCACAUGGGAAGAGCUUGGAUACUCCGAUGAGAAGAGGCGAAAGAGAAAGAGAGGAGACAACGGAGGGCGAGUGGACAGUGAAGAGGACGCAGAGAAGAAGAAAAAGAAGAAGAAAGAAAGUCAGCGACCAAAUUACUUUGUCUCUAUUCCAAUCACUAACCCACGGAUCAGUUCUACUGUUCUGGAGGUCCAGGAGGCGGUGCUUAAGCAGGAGCUAAGACUGGCAAAAGCCAUGAUCCCCGUCCCAACUCUCCACAUCACGCUGUUAGUCACUCAUCUCGCCAAUCAGGAGCAAGUAGACCUGGCGGGAUCCGUGCUGGCUCAGGCUGAGCCCUCAUUGGCUGAGCUGUUGGGAGGGCGGGAUCUAGCGUUGCCCUUCUCGGGGAUCAGUCAUUUCAGGAAGGAGGUGGUGUUUGUCAGUCUGGCCCCCGGACAGCACAGACACACACUGGACAGUGUGGCAGAGUUGUUGCGGAACCGUUUUGUGGAGCAGGGUCUACUGCAGGGAGACGGUCGUGGGUUUGAACCCCACCUCACCAUUAUGAAGCUGUCCAGAGCAUCAAAACUACGAUCACAGGGUAUAAAACGUGUAGACCCGGCUCUCUACUCCAACUACACUACCAAGUUUUUCGGAGAGCAGACAGUCGAGCGGGUGGAUCUUUGUUCCAUGUUGAAGAAGAAGCAACAAGACGGAUAUUACCACACUGAGACUUCACUACAGCUUGGUAAGUACCCACAAACAAAGCAGUAUCAAAGUGAACGUGCUUCUGACUGACAUCAGCAACACUUCAAAAUGUAUCAAAGGGAAAUGUUGCACUUCAUGCAUCAGCA
This is a messenger RNA of Labrus bergylta (ballan wrasse), 967 nucleotides long. The record is from RefSeq and is a predicted model, not a curated record. Lineage: Eukaryota; Metazoa; Chordata; Actinopteri; Labriformes; Labridae.